AUGCCAGACUAUCCUUGUCCCGCGUACGAAGAAGCUGGCGAUUCUAGUUCCGAUGACGAUACUGAUGUUCUCCAAGGAUUUAUGUACAACGAUUCUGGGGAAUUAGUACCCGUCCCUAAAGAUGGUCCACCAAAUUCGGUGUCAACAACCGUGCCUACUACAGAACCCCCACCACCUUCAGAGUUUCCUCGUCCACCAAUGAAUCUGACUGCCCGAUUGGAGGCCGGUAAAAGAGAUGUGACCGUUCCGAGGGACGCCAAUGGAAAAUUUGGUGUGAAAAUUACCCGAAUGGGCUCUAGAUUUUUCUUGUCGUUUGUUGAACAAAGUUCAAGUGCCGCAAAAUGUGGUUUGGGAUUCGGCGACCAGAUUCUGGCUGUGCAUGGAAUUGAUACCAGCAGAAUGACCGGAUCUAGACUGAUGUGUGCUCUUGCACGCUCACCGGCCAAAGAGAUCUGCUUCACCGUUGUUCAGAGGUAA
Molecule: messenger RNA, 477 nt
Organism: Echinostoma caproni
Lineage: Eukaryota; Metazoa; Platyhelminthes; Trematoda; Plagiorchiida; Echinostomatidae
Source: the annotation of a GenBank genome assembly